AUGUACGCCCUAGUUUCGGCCUGCUGUCGGCACGCCCCGGGGCUCCUUAGUCCCCCCCCCCCCCUCCCACCAGCUAAGGCCUCCUCCGGUGAUCCUGCCGGGGGGGGCACAACUGAAGCUGUCUCCGACACGGGCGGUAGAAAGGAAAAGUCAAAGAGGCGCGAUGGGGGAGGAGUUGCUGGGAACACGUCACGGGUGGCGACGCCGGGUCUGCUGGUGGAGCUCUUGUCGGAAGAAGAGGAUUCCAAUCACCGGGAGGCUUGGCAGGCGGUCCUGCUGGUGCUGGGGGAGUUCAAGGAGACGUGGAUGGCGGAAAAAGGAGCGGCGGCGGUGCUCACAACCCUCCUUACACGGCUCCGCAAGGGCGCCUUCCUCGCCACGUCCGGCACGUCGUACCCGUGCCUGCUGCCCCUGCUUGCCUCUCUGCCGGCGGACGCGCUGCUCUCGCCGGCAGACGGCCGGGCCGGCCCUCCGUUCUGCGUAGCCUUGGUGGAGAACCUGUGGGUCACGAUAGCCAAGUCAUCGAGCCGAGACGCGGCCGGUGAUCGCACCGGAGGCGGUGGCGGCGGCUGGCUCGCCGACGUCGUGUCCGCGCACGUUGAGUGCGUGACUUUCUUGCUGCUCAAGCUUCCCCCGGCGUCGCAAGGGCUUGGGGAAGCGGGCGACACUGCGGCGGCGAGCACAAGCGGUGAUAUACCCGGGGUGGGUCGGGGGGUGGACACCGAACGAAGUUCGGCCACACUGAGCGUUGCAGCGGCCACGGCUAAUCUUGCCAAGGCGGUUGGUGUCUUUGUCCUCGAAGAAGAGACAGGCGCGACUGGUCUGGGCAACGGUCUCCGAACGGUGGGGAGGAGGUCACAGACCAUCAGCGAAGCGUUUGGCCGCGCGCUAGGGCAGCUGCACCUGGGGGGAGAGAAGGGGGCUGGGGUGGUGGGCACGACGAGCGGGUCUGCGGCGGUGUGGGGAGCUCUGCUGCGGGAGUUUGAGGAAGGUCUGGAUCAGAGGGGAGGCGCUGCGUGGAUAGGCAAGACGCUCGUGCGUGCCAUGACAGCUAUAAACGAGCGGAAGAGCCGAGGGGCGUGGGGCAGUCCUGGUGCCGCUACCGUCGCCGAAGAAACCGUCCAGAGUCCAUCGCAGCCGCUUGCGACUGACAGAGGGCCGCACGGUACCGGAUUGCGGGAAUUGUGUCGGACUCUGUUUCACCACUGCGUCGGGGCUAUCGGCUACGUUAGCCCGAGCAGCGGGGUAACCGAUGAUGACGCGGGCGCGGCGAUAUCUUCGGUUGACGCCCCUCUGACGACCUUCAUGUCGAACAUGGCGGGUGCCCUUGGCAUGGGCGGCAUUUUCUGCAUGGGGGACGCCGCCCUCUCCGAUGACAGCGGCAAUGGCGACUCCAAGCCCAGCGUGGUUCCUCCAGACUCGGCUAGAGAGUUUUACGAGAAUUUUCUGGUCCCGAGGUUUGUGGCCUCGGCGGGCGGCAGGCGGUCGAUGGAAGCGACGGGGGAGGCGACGAUGGCCCUCGAGUCUCUCACGAAAGCCUUUCUUCUCGCAGAAGACGGCCCAAGGCAGUCGGACGACUUCCGUCUGCUGCUGAAGCGUGCCCUCGCCGAGCCCGAGGCGGUGUGGCUGCGAACGACGACGAUGGUUCUACGCUUGGCCCCUGCGAGCAUGGCGAGGGUGUUUCCGGAGGUGGACGAGGCGUUGCUGAGGGCAUGCGGAAUCUCGUUGCCCGGAACCGAGCCAGCGGCAGCCCCGCCGUCAUCAUCAUCAUCGGAAAGACUCCGUCCAAAGAGCAGCACGCAGGACCUCACAGCCUUCUUGCAAGCCUGCCUCGGGGCAACGGAUGGCGGGCGAGAGCGCACGGCCGCCCCCUUUGUGAAGGCUGUCACUGUCUCGGAGGUUGUGAAGGUCGCGACCGCAGCCAGCCUCUCUGCUUCGACGUUCAAUAGCGCGGGGACGGCAGAGGCUGCUGAUGCUGCUAUCCGGCCAACGCUGCUGUCCAUGGCGGUGCUGGAAGGCCUUCUCGGAGUGCUAGGCACGGGAGAAAGCGGGGGGCCGGCGGACAGUAGCAGGGGAGGUGUCGGCAAUGACGACGAUGCCCUCGCUGCCGUUCGCAAGAGCGGGCUGUCUCUCCUCCUCGGCGCUUUCUCGGCGAUCGGGGAAGGGCGGGCGGCGGACCGCCUGUGGCGCGACGUCGCCGCUCCCACCCUCCAAGAUCUUGUUCUCCGUGGCCCCCGCCGGGCGGCGGCGGCGGCGGCGGCGGCGGCUGUGGCCGAAACGCCGCCUCCCCAGUGGUGCGACGGCAUCUGGCAAGAAUUCUUAGGCGGAGCCGUGGAAGAAGCUCGGCGCGCGAUGGAAGGCGACGGCGUUCACGACGACGGGGCGUCGGACCAGGGGGCCCCGCCGCUGCUACUGGCUGGAAGGGGGGGGGUGGAGCGCGCGGCGACUCUGACCUCCGCGCUCCUCGACCUCCGGAGCGCGUUGCUGCGGCGCGGGGCAACCCUGCUGCCGCCGGACGAUGCGCCCAUGCUCUGGCGGUUAGGGCUCACCCGCCCCUCCGUGUGGCGACAACGCCGGCUGGAAGCUUUGGCGGCGGAGGCGCGAUCCACGGGGGCCCCCUUGGCUACCACCGCCGCGGACUUGGCGCGGGCGUGCGUCGGGAGCCGGUGGGCCCGGCGUUGGGAGUGCGUGUCGCUGGUGCUGGCUCGGCUUCCGGACGCUAAGGCGAGGCUGUCGCUCCUGGUGGAGGGAGUCGUGAGCGCGGAGGCUGAAGGGGGAAGCGUUGGAGUCGCGGGAGAGGCGCUGCACGAGAUCUUUGCUGCCGGGGUGAUGGUCAGCAGGGCCGUGAGGCUGCUGAAGGGCGAAGAAGGCCGCGGCGGGGUAUUGGAGGUUAGCGUAGACCUUCCCUCGUGCCUGCUGGUCGCGCCCGCGGAGGACAAGAUCUCGGCAAGCGGCGGAAUGGCGCGGGCCGCCGCAGGAGUUGACUCGGUGGAAGAUUUCGGGGUAGGUCUUCAGAGGUUCCGCGGCGGUUCAAUGGCGGCGGAUGGCGACGACCCAGAGGCAGUGGCCGCUGUUGCGUCAGCGGAGGUCUUGGAUGCGGCGCUUGCGCAUCUCGGCGAGCAGUCACAAGGCGCCUUCGAAGCGGAGGCCGACGGCUAUGGCGUAGCUUCGCAGCAGCCGUUCAGCUUGUUGCUUCCUCAGGGCCUGUGGCGAGUAGCUUUCGAGUCCGCGGCGACCGACACUAAAGACGAACGCCUCCACGCCGUCCUCCUGUCGGCCCUCUCCUCUUGCCUCGCCCUCGCCGCUCAAGAUGCCGCGGCCCUCGCGGGGGGCGGCGGCGGCGACGAAGCCGUGGCAGCGGCUUGGCGGACGGCUUGCUCGGCGACGGUUUCGUCCGGUCUAGUCGUGGCGGUGGUUGGGGAGGCUUUGGCUCGCGGCCUCGGGCUUGGGGACGAAGUAAACAGGCUUAUGGCCGUCCGCUGCGGAACCUACAAAGCUCCGGUGCCUUCCGCCGCUGACCUGGUGCCCGGGGCAAAGACGCUCUACACAAGCGAUGGGCAAGCGGUGACCAUAGUGGCCGCCCACGUGGACCCAGGCUAUCGGAAGGGUGGCGGCGAGGGGUACUACACCGUCCGACCUAUCCCAGAGGCCGACGGCGCCGCCGAUGACGCCGGUCGAGAGCGGCAAACCGUCCUCGGGCGCCUUUCCGUCACACACCCCUCCCCACGCACACUCGUAGACGCGCCCCCCCAACACGCCCGUUGGCUAGUACGACCGGCUGUGGCGGCGAAACUGGGGGAGGUUUUGGCCGGUCCCGUCUUCGCAAUCGAGCGGCGUCUCUGGGAACACAUAGGCCGGUCUCCGGAGUUGUCUGGCCCAGAGGCGCCGGCGCUGUCCUCGGCCACCGCGGCGGCGCUCCGAGGGGUCGCGUCGACGUGCGUGAGAGCGGCGCUGCUAUGUGGUUCUGACCCCCGCGGUACCGCCGGUGGGGGGAGUCAAGAAGCUUGGGAACGGGUCCGCCCGGGAAUCCUGACCCUGAGAAACAGGUGGGCGGCGGCGGCGGCCAAGUCCGGGAGCGCGGUCCUGGCGUCGAAGACCGGCGGUAGCGGCGGCGGGACUGUCCAAGCGGCGGCGACGGUGGCCCUGGCGGCCUCCGUGCUCUCGGGGUUCCUAGCGGCGACGCCCCUCAUGCCGUCCGAAGAAGAGGGCAUGCGGCUCAUGCCGGCGAGGAUAAGGGGAGCCUUGUGCGAAGAAGCGGCGGGGGGGGCGGGCUCCGCGGCCGCAGCUCUCGGGUGGAGGAGGGCGCAGGGGACGGCGAGCCUGGCCUGGCUCCGCGACUGCGCCGAUGCGUCUUGCAAGGUGCACGUGUCUCCCUCGCCGGGGUCCCUCGGAAGCGACAUUUUCGUCGCCACGCACGCGGAGACGGAGGUGGCCGUGGUGGCGCUGGUCAGGUCGGCGGGGCGGCGGCGGGGGGGCGACAAUAGUGUUGUCGGGGGAGGUUCCUUCGACUUGGCGCUGGCGAGGGCUUGUGCGGGACUCUUCGCGGCCGAGAGCUGCCGUCUCUCUCAAGGGCACGCGGCGUCCCUGUCCUGCGAUUCCAAGGCGGCCGUGGUCUCGUGGGCGGUGUCCAAGUUCUUGCUCAGCGGUGGCCGGAUGGCGUCAGGGACGGCGGCGGAGGGGGGGGACUUGGCAGGAAGCUUCGGAGGCGGCGACGACGACGACGCUGCUCUGUGCUUGGAGACCGCGCGCUUGCUGACAGCCACGGCAUGGGACGGGCGCCUCCUCGCUGCGCGUGGCGACAGGGCGAAGGUGUGGGAGGCGGCACGAUCUCCGGCGGUGUGGCGGGGCCUCCACGCCGCGGUGGUCGGCGCCGUCGCAAGCCCCGUACUACAGCUGUGCGCGUUCGAGGUGCUCGAAGCCGCCGCGGCCGAUUGGCGUGGCGACCCCGUCUCUGGCGAUGAAGAGCCCGAGGGCGCCAAGGGCGACGAUGCUGGGACGCCGGGCGAGGAGGAGGAGAGCAAGGAUGAUGGUAGUAGCGCUACCGCACCAGGCGAGGGCCAGUCGAUUGUAUCGCGGCUUGGGAGGGCCUUGGGUGGGUGGGGACUCGCGUCGGCUCAAGCAGGUGGGGGAGCGGAGGGGGGCGUUGUUGAUGUGGAGGGGUCCGAUGAGCGAGGGGAUGCUGACGAAGGAGCAGGGAGCAGCUCGCCUGGCACGGAGGCCGUCGAAGAGGAGGCGAAGGAGCAACAAGAUGAUCUCGAGCUCAUCGCCAAGUGUUUCCCGGAAGAUCUUUUGCUGGCUGUUGAGGCGUUGCCGUCGACCAUAGACGCGCUCGCAGAGGCACCGCAAGCUUCAGCGAGGGCAAGGGGUGGCGCUCGAAGACAAGACAUUAUGGCGGCACAUGAGGAGGAAGAGGAGGGGGACUACGACGAUAGUGAGGCAGAGGAAGAAGAUGUAGAGGAUGAGAAACACGCGUGGGACUCAGAAGAGGUUGCCGAUGUCGAUUCCGCCGAACGAUCAACAUGCGUCGCCUCUCCCGGAGAAGAAGACGAAAUAGAAGGCGGUUCAGAGAGCGGAGGUGCGGAAGAACCACACUCAGCUGACUCCGAAGCGGAAGGAGGAGGAACCACCGAUAAGGCUGACGGCGAUAAUGCCCCGCAAUCCACGGCCAGCAAGAGCAGACGCAAGCGUCUCCGACGCCGCCUCAGCAGCAGCACAACAAGGACGACCACGUCCGACAGGGGACAGGCUGGAAACAUCCCCGGGGGGGGACGCGAUCGUCGGCGCACCCCCGCUUCCGGUCCUUCCCUCACGGGCCCAUUCUUGACGUGGCUGCUUUGGCUGGAGCACUGCCGACGAGCGUCGGAGUUGGAGGUCAAGUCUAGGUCGGCAGCGAGGGCUUUCGUGGCGAGGGCUGGCGCGCUCACGCCGGUGAUGGAGGCGUGCUUUGGAGUGCUGCGGGCUUCGCAGGUGGGUGCUAUUAAUAAUAGCCACCACCGCUAUUAA
Molecule: messenger RNA, 6003 nt
Organism: Ectocarpus sp. CCAP 1310/34
Lineage: Eukaryota; Phaeophyceae; Ectocarpales; Ectocarpaceae
Source: the annotation of a GenBank genome assembly